AUGUGGCCCUUUUUUGUCCCCUCAUUCCUAACCCCGGACUAUACCUGGCCGGCACCCGCCGUGUCAACUGUCCGGAGAACCACCCCACCGGUUCCCGCCGUACCAGGCCCCAUCAGCAGAUGGCUGUGCGAUCGCACGAGUGUUGAGGAGGUCAUUGCAAUGCAAAUGGUUCGAGCGGCUGGCAUUCCAGUCCCAAGAGUCCUCAGCUGCGGCGAGCACGUUACCCCACACUUAACGCGCGAGGUCUCAAUACUCAUGACGAGAUUACCGGGCUUCACCUUAGUGAACCUUGAUGACCCUUUAGAGGUUGACGAUGAGGGCCCGUGGCUCGAAGAACUCAAAACCUGCGUCCACGCUAUGCGCGAGUGGGAGCCACCAAGUCAAGAAACCAUCUGCUCGCCUAUUGGAACGGCCCUCCGAAGCUCGCGUGUCCCUGAUCAUAUCAUGGGCCCUUUCAUAGAUCACAGAUCAUUCUACCAGCACCUUUUCGCGCCAGCAUCACAGCACGGUUUCAGAUCGAUUAAUGAGUAUAAUGAGGCCCUAGCUACUGCGAGGCAAUUACAACAACGCCCUUAUAAAGUGAAAUUCACUCAUGGAGACUUCAAAGCUCAUAACAUUCUAAUCAACAAUGAUGGACACUUGUCUGGCUUUCUCGACUGGGAAUCUGGGGGUUGGUAUCCCGAGUAUUGGGAAUUUACAACCGCAAUGAGGUUUGGGAGAGACAGCUGGUGGUAUCAGGUUGCUAUGUGGAUGGGUGGUCACGAAUAUAAAGAGGAGUUGGAAUCGGAUAGAGCUUUAAAUCUUCUAACCGUGGACUCCUACAUAGCAUUUUAA
Messenger RNA from Aspergillus niger, 834 nucleotides. RefSeq lists its product as uncharacterized. NCBI's taxonomy places the organism in Eukaryota, Fungi, Ascomycota, Eurotiomycetes, Eurotiales, Aspergillaceae. The transcript has 2 exons. The record is from RefSeq and is a predicted model, not a curated record. Bases 1 to 834 code for a protein of 277 amino acids.